Molecule: messenger RNA, 1848 nt
Organism: Cuscuta campestris
Lineage: Eukaryota; Viridiplantae; Streptophyta; Magnoliopsida; Solanales; Convolvulaceae
Source: the annotation of a GenBank genome assembly
AAAAAAAAUGUUUCUCAUUUUGCGGACAAUGUCUCGGGAGGGUCGGAGGGAGUAUCCACCACCCAGCAUGUAGCGCCGUAAAAUCCCGAUUAGCCUCCUUGGUUUAGCACCAUCAAUGGCGCCGUCUCCGAGUGGCUUAUUACUCACAUGGAUUGUAAUUCAGACCCUCCCGACCUUCUCUCCAGCCAUCGCUGAAGCCCUAGGGGUGAAUUGGGGCAGGGCGGCGUCUCACCCUCUCCCGGCGGAGACGGCGGUGCAGAUUCUCAAGGCCAAUGGCAUCACCAAGGUGAAGCUCCUCGAAGCAGAUCCAGAAGCUCUCGAAUCUCUGUCCGGUUCCAACAUUGACGUCACGGUGGGCAUCCCCGAUUCCAUGCUUCGCAGCUUGAAUUCCUCCUUGAAGGCCGCCCAGAGCUGGGUUCACGAUAACAUCACCAGAUACUUCGCUGAAGGUUCUUCUCGUGUCCGAAUUCAGAAAAGGUUUGGGAAUGGACCCUUACACAUUGCUAACACAUGCAUUCACAGGUAUGUUUUGGUCGGAGAUGAGCCGUUCCUUGAGACUUAUGGCAUGGAGUUCUAUCCUUUUCUGGUUGGGGCAGCCACAAACAUUCAAACAGCAUUGGCCAAAGCCAACUUCGCGAAAGAGAUCAAAGUGGCAAUCCCAUGCAGUUUUGAUGCGAUCCAGUCCGAAUCUGGAAUGCCACCAAGAGGAAAUUUCAGAACAGACAUCAACGAAACCAUGGUUCAAGUCCUGAAGUUUCUUAGCCACCAUCAAUCCCCUCUAUUUGUGACAAUUUCCCCUUUUCAGAGUUACCUUCAAAACAAGAAUGUCUCCCUUGACGCUGCUCUUUUCAAGGAAAAUGUGGGCCCAAGUCACGUGGCGUCCAAAAGCAGCUUUGAGUUAAUCUAUGAAACUCUUGAGUCAGCACUGUCCAGCGCUGGAUUUCCCGAAUUGGAUAUAAUCAUUGGGCGUAUCGGUUGGCCAACGGAUGGUGCUGCUAAUGCUACACCAUCCAAUGCAGAGGUAUUCUUAAAAGGGCUUGUGGAACACCUCAAGGGCAAAUCUGGAAAUUUACCGCAGUCCAAAAAACCACCGCCCCAAACUUACAUAAUGAGCCUUUUGGACGAAGACAAGAGAGACGUGGCUAGUGGGAAUUUCGAGAGACACUGGGGAGUGUUCACAUUUGAUGGACAAGCAAAGUACCAUGUAGACUUUGGGCAGGGCUCAAGAAAAAUGGUAAAUGGCCAAAAUGUCCAUUACCUUCCUUCGAAAUGGUGUGUGGUGAACAACAACAAAGAUUUAUCCAAUGCAACUGCACAAGCCUCAUAUGCAUGCUCUGCAUCCGAUUGCAGUGCGAUGUCCCGCGGAGGAUCAUGUUUCGACAUUGGUUGGCCGGGUAACAUCUCCUACGCCUUCAACAGCUAUUAUCAACAGAACAGCCAGAAUGCAGAUGGAUGUGACUUUGGAGGGCUGGGCUUGAUCACAACCGUUGAUCCCUCUGUGGGUACCUGCAGGUUUUUUGUUCAACUUUCGACAUCUGUUUCGGUAUCUCUUCACACAUAUGAUCUUCUCCAUUGGUUAGCAUCUCCCCUUGUAUCCAUUUUGUUAUGGCUACUCGGCGGAGUCGAUUGGGAGUGAUACUUGCUUGUGUUUUGCAGCAUUGUCAUUGAAUGCUUAGGCAAGUUUUGAUUUUUUUUCCCCUUCAAGAAAGCCCAUAUCGGCAUGAAGUGAAGCCGAUGAGUUCGGAUUGGCAGUUGGCUUAUCAAAGAAUUUGGCCAUUUGGGGUUUCGAUGUGAGGUUCCAUCUGUACUGUUUGGUUAGCUCAGUGUAAUUAAAUUUAUGUGUUACUG